Tigriopus californicus is the source of this 3595-nucleotide messenger RNA. Its product is annotated as pikachurin-like. Gene Ontology annotation, molecular function: calcium ion binding. Lineage: Eukaryota; Metazoa; Arthropoda; Copepoda; Harpacticoida; Harpacticidae. The record is from RefSeq and is a predicted model, not a curated record. Bases 323 to 3139 code for a protein of 938 amino acids. The transcript is spliced from 13 exons.
UCGGCGGCAGCCUCGAAAUCCCUGGCGACCAACCAAGAGGAAUAAGGGCUGCAGUUGCGGAAUAGAGCCCUCUUCGAUUAGAGUUGUCAGCUAACGUCAUUGUGUUGCUACCAAAUAGUGGAGAGGGAAAUCAAUUUUUAAUGCCCGUUUUCGGCCUCCAUAUCCGGACUCGAGAUGUUAUCGUGAGAUGAGGGACAUUAUGUGACGGAUUGAACUUCUACUUUGGAAGAAGCACUUGAAGGUCUCAUUUUCCCCGCCAGUGUUCCAUCCAUUAUCCUCCGAAAAGAACAAGUGACCAUGUGCGUUUGUUAAGAUCGCCAAGAUGAGAGGUGGAACAGUGAUUUUUGGAACUUUGGCCAUUCUGGCGGCUCUUCUGCCCGUCAUGAGAUCCAACUUUAUCCCACUCGAAGCGGCUUUUCAAGGUCGUUGUGAGAAUGGUCAUCCGUGCGAUCAGACCUGCUUCAACAUUCAUAAUGAGAUGUUUGAAUGCUCGUGUACAGAAGGAUACGCCCUCCACUUCAAUGGAUAUAGCUGUUUAAUGUUGAACGACACAACAGUGGCUGAACCCGAAGCCAAGGCCGCUGAUGUCAGGUCAAUUUUGAAGACUGACGAGGCAUCGUCCCCUAACCUAGCCAUACAAAUUGAAGUUGACAUCGACCCUCCACCCCACCAGCCCAAUGAUCCCAGCGAUGCAGAGCUGGAGAAGCUGGGCCUACCAACUCACCAUGUGCAUUAUUCUACGGGGACAGCCGAAGCUCAUGGCAGUCGUCAACUCUCCUCCUUACCCCAAGGGUCUCAAUCGCCAAUCCGUCCAAGCAAACUUGAUGACGAUGAAGAUCCCUCACACUCUUUCAUUGAACCCCCUCGAGUACUCCCAUCCAUUUCAGGGGCGAGAAAUCCCCCUAACUUGACGCGACCGAAAAGUAAACUCCUGCCUCCGCCAACAAAGGCGGAUCAGGGUGACGUUGAGGAAUAUAAAGAUAAAGUCUAUGAGAUCGACGCCUUCUGUAAUCUCGAAUGUGGAGUGGAGGGAGAAUGCUUUAUGACCCGGAAUGAAAAAAACAUCAUCAAGAAGAGAUGUUUGUGUCCGCACGGCAAAUAUGGAGAGAAAUGCGCACUGGAUCGUUACAUCUCGUCCCCUAGAUUCAGUGGCCACUCCUACUUGGCCUUACCCACCUUGACCAAUGCCUAUUCGGACCUUCAAUUGAGUAUGGAAUUCCGACCAGCGUCCGGCGAAGGAAUUCUUCUCCUAACCGGAGAAUCCGCGGACAUGACAGGCGACUACCUGGCCCUCAUCAUCAGAGACGGUCACAUUGAGCUCAGAUUGGAUUGUGGAACUGGCCCUGGAAUUGUUCGGACCCGUGAUCAAGUCCAUCUGCAUCAAUGGAAUCGGCUAACGAUCUUCAGACACGACUGGGGCGUAUGGCUGCAACUCAAUGAGGGUGUCCAUGAAGAGGGAAGAUCGCAGGGUCUGUUUUCUCGCAUCACUUUUGCACAACCGGUUCUCCUGGGGGGGACAGGGUCCUUCAGAAACACGGGUCACUUCCUGGAUACCAACCUCGGGUUUCGAGGAUGCAUUCGGCGCCUGGAGAUCAACAACAAAAUCUACAACUUUGAGCCGUCUGAGAGGCAGGGUGACACCUUAUUUGGCAUGGAUACAGAUGAAUGCCCUGAGGACAGUUGCAGCUCGAUCCCUUGUCAAAACAAUGGCGUUUGUGUGUCAGCCGAUUCUGGGAGCGAUGAAAACCUCGAUCUCGUGGGUGCUUUCGAGGUUGGAGUGUCUGGCAUUCUUGCCGCCAUGACGCAGCAAGACCAGGAAUAUGACGAUUUCAAUCAACCUCUCCUGGGAGUUUGUCAAUGUCCUCUGGGCUUUUCCGGCGAAUAUUGUGAGAAGCCCGUGGAAGUGAAGAUCCCGUCGUUCAAUGGCACUUCCCACCUGACCUACUUUGGCCUGGCAGACUCGUCUCCCCUGUGGAACGACUUUGAGGUCGUGUUGAGGUCGGAGGCCGAGGAUGGUCUCAUUCUGUACAAUGGCAACAAUAACGACGGCUCGGGCGACUUCCUUGCCUUGUUCCUUAGCCGAGGAUUUGUGGAAUUCGCAUUUGACAACGGUGAUGGCGUGGCUUUGGUCAGGUCUGAAUAUCCAAUCACCCUCCAUCAAUGGCACACGAUCCGUGUGUCGAGGACCGGUCGUUUGGCCUUUCUCUCCGUGGACGGUCAAAACGUCCAAUCCCAGAUGAGUCCAGGAGCCUUCAAUGAGCUCACAGCCAACCAAAACAUGUACCUGGGAGGGGUUCCCACGUUCAGACUCGUUUCACCCUACAUUCCCAUUAGGAAAGGAUUGAAAGGAUGCAUUCAAAAGCUUUCCAUUAACCAUACUCCUCGCGAUUUGCUUCGCGGAGCCAUAGCUGGAACCAAUGUGGAUCCAUGUUCCCAUCCUUGCAGUCCGCCCCCCAAUCAGCAAAGUCCGUGUGGAAUCCAUGGAACCUGUCGGCCCAAUUUGGAAGACUUUUCCUGUGAAUGUCCCUUGGGAUGGGUUGGCAUCAAUUGCGCCAAAAAGAUGGACCUCACCGGCAUCACUGCUCUCAUCCCCCGUUUCCGUGGGAACAGUUUCCUACACUUGAACCGCGAAGAAUUGGCGAAAAAUGUCCUUGGAAAUACGAAUAGUAUCAACAUCCGCCUCAAAGUGACCUCUGCCAAUGGCCUCAUCCUCUGGACUGGAGGCGACACUUUCACGCCGGCUUCGGACUACUUAAUGCUGGGCAUCCUCGACGGUUAUCUGCAUUAUCGAUUCAAUCUAGGCAAUGGGGAAGGCGUCCUUAUCUUCAACGAGACGAGGAUCAACGAUGGCCGAUGGCAUCGAAUCAGGGCCACAAGGGCUGAACAAACUGCCUCGUUGAAUGUUGACAACGGACACGUGAUUACGGGAGCCUCGCCAGGCAAGCUCAGGCAAUUAAAUGGCAAUGGACAAGUCUAUAUUGGAGGAAUGGAGGAUUUGGAACAUUUGCCGUUGUCUGAAUUCCGUCAUGGUUUGAUGGGAUGCAUUGCGGACAUCACCAUUGGCCGACUCUUUGAUAUCAAAAUGAUGGAAGACUCCAGCGACGGACGGAACGUUGAGAAUUGCCUCGAAGAGUUUUAAACUCGCCAUUUCACCUCACUCAAAGUCACACAUAUCGCGAACAAUUAGCAUAUCACCCAACCACCCACUAUCAUUUCAAAGACGACGCAAAAACGGUACCUUGACCUCGAACCCAUUUCCAUAUCAGUACUUUAGAACUUUCGUUACACCUAUUCUCAUUCAAACGUGCCUCUUCCCACCCAAGAACGUAAUCAUCUUUCGCACUUCAUGAAUUGUUUCGUUACCUAGAUGACUAUUACGAUCAUCCCUACCACCAUUAUCUCUUAUCAAUAGCCUCAAAACAUAUCACCAAAAUUCACUUUUUACGCCACUAUUGUUGAACACUUGAUAUUAAUAGGGAAGUCUAAAAAUCUCACUUUUGAUUGAACGAGAGGAAAACUGGAGCGGAUGUCUGGAAACGAACGAGUGCUCAUAGAUAUUGAACGAUAUUCUUGAAAUACACACCUUAAAACAAGA